AUGACAGAGAUUCGGAACCACUCAGCUCUUCUUGUAAUUGACAUGCAGAAAGAUUUUGUAGAUGAAGAGAGUCCUGUAAGAACAAAAGGAGGGAAAGAUAUUGUCCCAAAUGUGAUUAAGGCUGUGGAAGUUGCAAGAAAGCGUGGAAUUCUCAUUGUUUGGGUAGUACGGGAACACGAUCCCUUAGGAAGAGAUGUUGAACUCUUUCGCCGACAUCAUUAUACAGUAGGGAAAGUUGGUCCUUCCUGUAUAGGAAGCAAAGGUGCAGAGUUAGUUGAUGGACUGAUCAUUAGAGAGGGAGAUUAUAAACUUGUCAAGACAAGGUUUAGUGCAUUCUUUUCUACACAUCUUCACUCAGUCCUUCAAGGAGCAGGAAUCAAUAGUCUCGUGAUCACAGGUGUUCAAACUCCAAACUGUAUAAGGCAAACUGUGUUUGAUGCUGUAGCAUUGGACUAUCAACAUGUGACUGUUCUUGUUGACGCUACUGCAGCAGCCACACCUGAUAUUCAUCUUGCCAAUGUGUUUGACAUGAAAAAUAUUGGAGUUGCAACACCAACAUUACAAGAAUGGAGCGAGUCCAAAGCUUGA
Messenger RNA from Vicia faba (fava bean), 588 nucleotides. NCBI's taxonomy places the organism in Eukaryota, Viridiplantae, Streptophyta, Magnoliopsida, Fabales, Fabaceae. The record is from the annotation of a GenBank genome assembly.